Messenger RNA from Aplosporella prunicola CBS 121167, 399 nucleotides. RefSeq lists its product as uncharacterized. The record is from RefSeq and is a predicted model, not a curated record. The transcript has a single exon. The annotation marks the transcript as partial. NCBI's taxonomy places the organism in Eukaryota, Fungi, Ascomycota, Dothideomycetes, Botryosphaeriales, Aplosporellaceae.
AUAUAUUGGAGAGUUCAAGACGAGUAUUCUGGCACGUACUAUUCUCCAGGUUACGGCUUCUUUGCCCGAGAUACCUCGUCCGAAAUAGACUUUACGAGGAACCAUAUGGUGCAUGACGCUCUGGCGAAGCACCUUGACUGGGGAAAUCGAUGCCCUACACCAUUUAUCUCUGUUUAUUGCGAUGAGGAAACUGCUUUUGAGGAAGCUGAUCGCCGAGUCCUCCGAAGGAACGGGAAUGUUACCGUUUCGAAAAUCCACACGCGAAGGAGCCAGUGUCCCCUGGAGUACCGAAAUGUUCAAAUAUUAGCAAUAAAGCACGAUGUAUGGAUUCCGGAGAGGGCAUUCCAUAACUCAAAAUUCGAAUACGUCUUCCUCCAUCAUAUACCAGCAGAAUGCAUU